UGUUGCGCUACAGCUGUUCUUUGCCAUUCGUUAGCGCUCGUUUUUCGUGUUUUGCUUCGUUGGGGCUGGAUUAUUUUCCUUUGGGGCCGUUGGGCCGCAUAGUUUGUCUUUCAUUCGAUUCGUGGCGUCCGGACGCGUCGCUGCCGUUGUAAAGUUGCGUCGGCGGUGCGACAUUGUUGUUUACGUGGUGUAAGCGAGUGUAAUAGUGUUUGUGUUUGUUCUCAGCGGGAGUUUCGACAUACCGCAUUGUUUAAUUACACCCGCGGCGGCUAAUUUCGAUGCUAACGCAAAGCAAAGCAGGGUGUGAAUAAAAUUAUGCUAAAAUAGAUAGUCAAAGCAGCGAAGCAACAGGGUAAAAAGUGAACAAAAACAGCGAAGCCGGCAUUGGAGGAGCCGAAAAUAAGUAGAGAAACAAACCAAUAAAAACAAAACGCAGCUGCGGAGUCAGCAGAGCCACAUUCCAGCCAUCGGCCGUCAGAUCACCCGGCGGAGCAGCCUCCAACCGCGGGUCACCGAGAUUCUUACUUCACCCCCAAAGACCCAGCAGCAGCAGUAGCAGCAGCACCGAAAAAGGCUUCACCAUGAAGCUUUCGCUGGGGGUUUUGUUUAUCUGGCUGGCCUUGGGCCAUGCCAAUGAAGAGACGAAUCUACCGCCAGUCUUUACGCAAACCCUGAACAACAUUGUUCUGUAUGAGAAUGUGCCUGUGGGAACGGUGGUGUUCACGUUGGAGGGCUACGACCCGGAAGGCAGCCCGGUGACCUUUGGCGCCAUUGGAUCGGAUCACUUCAGUGUGGAUCCCAUUUCCGGAAACAUUACCCUUGUCGAGCCACUGGACCGUGAGGAGAAGGACAGCCUUAAGUUCUUGGUCUCGAUCCGAGAUCGCGUGGACCCCGAGGGGGAAUCCGAGAAGGACAACAUCGUUCAAGUGCCAAUCACCUUCAUCAUUCUCGACAAGAACGACAAUGCGCCAGAGUUCCAGAACACACCCUAUGAGGCUGAUGUGAACGAAGACGCCAAGGUGGGCACAACCAUUUUUGACAGGAUCCUAGUUAAGGACCGGGAUAUAGUUGGCGACAGCUUGGACUUGAAGUGCCUGCCUCAGCAGCAAAGUCCCGAGGCGUGCCAGAAGUUCCGGCUGCAGGUGACGAAACAGGAGGCGACAGUUCUGGAUGCUGCCGUGGUGCUAAAUGACACUUUGAACUACAACCAGCGGAUGGUGUACCACUUCCAGAUCGAGGCCACCGACGGCCUCCACAAAACCCAAACCACCUUCGAGGCUAGGGUGAAGGAUGUGCAGGACAAGCCGCCCGUUUUCCAGGGAUCUCUCUCCACGGUAAUCGACGAGGACAGCCCCAUAAACACUUUGGUGCUGACUGUGCAUGCCAGGGAUGGUGACACAGGGGAGCCGCGCAAGAUAGUUUAUGAUCUGCUCACAAAUCCUAGUGACUACUUCCUGCUGGACGCACAUUCCGGGGAACUGCGCACCGCCAAACCUCUGGAUCGGGAGGCUCUGGAAGACUCCACCGGAAUCAUUUCACUUGGUAUUCGGGCCCGGGAGCUUGUAAACGGAGUGCCUAGCGACGAUCCACUGACCAGUGCCACGGCCAAGGCUACUGUUACCAUUCGGGAUGUGAACGAUUCCCCGCCAGUGUUCAACCGCAAGGAGUACGCCGUGUCCCUCCUGGAAAACACGCCCCCCGGUACACCCCUGGCCCUGGACAUGAGUGUCAGCGACGCGGACGUGGGCGUCAACUCAAAGUUCGCCCUGCGCCUGGAAGAUGUGUCUGGGGUGUUCGAUGUAGAGCCCAAGCUGGUCACGGGCUACUCCCAGGUAAACAUUCGCGUGGCCAACGGAACUCUGGACUACGAGAACCCCAACCAGCGUAAGUUCAUUGUGCUGGUGGUUGCGGAGGAGACUGAUACGAAUCCCCGCCUGUCUUCCACCGCGACCAUUACGGUGAGCGUCUUGGACGCGAACGACAACAAGCCCGUUUUCGAGAGAGACAGCUACUCAGCCUCCAUUUCGGAGGCGGCACUGCCUGGUCAGUACAUUGCAACUAUAACGGCCAAGGAUGUGGACUCCGGCAGCUAUGGGGAUUCCGGAAUCCGGUACAGCCUCUCUGGCACUGGCGCCGAACUGUUCCACGUAAACGAGCAGACGGGCGUCAUCAGCCUGGCCAACUGCCAUGGCGAAGGGGAGGGCAGUCGACGCGAACGGCGGGAUCUGGCGGAAGGCGAGCUGGAGUACGGGUCGGCAGAGGGUCACCUGGAAACGCGGUCCGUGGAGGAGGCUCCCAGGGAAAUAAGCACUGAGCCCACGGUUCAGUACACGCUAAUCACGCAGGCGCCAGAGCAUCCAGCCGCUCCAGAAGUGCCAGCUUCAGUUCCAGUUUCGUCAGGAGACGUUGCUGGAGCUCCCGCGGCGACUGCUAAUGACGACAAGGCUCCGCAGACGUGUCUGGACUACGAAACGGAGAACACGUACUUCUUGUCAUACAAGGCCACUGAUGACAAUGGUAGCGGCUCAACGUCAGUAGUUUCCCUUCGAAUUUCCGUAACGGACGCCAACGACUCGCCCCCCGUUUGCGAAAGUCCUCUGUACAGGGCGAGUGUGGACGAGGGAUCUGUGGUUUUCGACUCCCCGCUGAUUGUGAAAGCCCGGGACGCGGACACAAUGUCCAGCAUAAGCUACAGGAUCCGUGGAUCCGAGCAGGUGGAGAGCAUUUUCGACAUCGACCGCGAAAGUGGCCAGAUCAGUAUCCGGCCGAAUGCCAGCCUGGACGUGACCAACCUGAACAGCGACCAGCUAAUCUUCGUUGUGGAGGCCCACGACGGACUCUUCACGGCCAGCUGCGGGGUUAACAUCACCGUGAGGGAUGUGAACAACCACGUUCCCAGCUUCGAUCAGGAAUCCUACAACGCGGUGAUCGAGGAGAACUCGGAGAUCGGUACAACGGUGGAGAGGGUGCAUGCCACGGACCUGGACACGGGCAAAAAUGCGGAGCUGCGCUACCGCAUCCAGCAGGGAAGCUUCGAUGACUUCGGAAUCGACGAGCGUACUGGGCAGGUGUUUGUUUCCCGGAAACUUGACUUCGAUCGGCGCAACACCUACCAGUUGCAGGUGCAGGCUUCCGAUCUGGGCACUCCAAGUCUCACCGGGACCGCCACUCUGACGAUCAACGUCCAGAACAGCAACGACAAGGAUCCCUAUUUCGUGCCCGCCACUCAGCACGCAGAGGUCCGAGCGGAUGCCCCUCCUGGGCAGCUGGUGCACACUCUGAUUGCUCUUGAUCCUGACGUGGCCAGCCACAAUGCCUUGGAGUUCGCAGCCACUGACGACAUAACAGCAAUCGACAAGGAGGGCAAGGAGCUGCCGCACAACGAUCAGUUCAAGGAGUACUUCGCCAUCGCCAGGAACGGAAAGGUCCUUGUGAACAAACAGCUGGACCGGAAUCUGUUUGCCGUCAUGCGCAUCAACGUCCUGGUUACAGACAGUACAGCCCCCAACGUGCAACAGGGUCGUGGUCUGCUGAUAAUUCAGAUUAUAGAUGUCAAUAAGAUUCCACCGCGUUUCAACGCCCCGUGGAGUGUGGAGCAACCCCAAAUCAAGCUGCAAAUAGUGGAGGAGCAGCCGAUCGGCACAGUACUGACUACCCUGCAGGCCACUGACGAGGACUCAAGCAUUGGCGAGUUUAACAUAAGCGAAAAUGAUUACUUUGCCAUCAACCAAACCACCGGAGUGAUAUACACCAUUGCACAAUUGGAUUACGAGGCGGUAAAGGAGGUGAAGUUCCUGGCCACCGUCAGCGACACCGGUGUGCCUGCCCUCACAGCCACCGCCGAUGUGGUCGUGGACAUUAUUAACUUGAACGACAACGAGCCAAAGUUUACCCAGUCGGACUACUACUUCAAUAUUACGGAGAACUCGACGCGGGGCACAGUGGCCGGGAAGGUGGAGGCCCAUGACGGCGAUGUGGGCGUCUUCGGUGAGAUCACGUACACGCUGAUAGGGGAGAACAACAAGUACUUCAGUAUUGAUGCCUAUACGGGCAAUGUGAUGGUGGCCAAUUCCUCCAUCCUAGACCACGAGCAGAUCAAGGAGCUAACUCUCUCGGUAGUGGCCCAAGAUAAGGCUCCUGCUACUGUCCAAAAAUCGGCAACAGCCACGAUCCACAUCAACAUCCUGGAUGUGAACGACAAUGCUCCUGUUUUUACCCGAGAUGUCUACAACUCCACGGUAGCCGAGAACGCCGCCUAUCAGCCGCCAGCUGCUCUGCUCCAGGUCCAGGCCAUCGACCAGGACGAGGGUCUUUAUGGAGACGUUCGCUACAUAAUAACGGCCGGCAACGAAAUGGCCCUGUUCAAACUAGACGCCCAGUCGGGCAUCGUCUAUCCCGCCCAGAGCUUGGCUGGAAAGCACGGUGUCUACGAGCUAACCAUCUCGGCGCGGGACACCCAGGGAUCUGGUACCAUGGAGAGCACGGCAACGGCUACGAUUACAGUUCUGAGAGUCAAUCGCCACAAGCCGGAGUUUUUGAUUCCCGCACUAUCCAAUGCCACUAUUGAGAUCCCCGGGGACAUUGUCCAGCCAGAUUAUCUUCUCCUGACUGUCAAGGCGGCGGACAACGAUACGGAGGAGAACGGAAAGAUCAGUUACCAUCUGCAGGUAAACAACAGGAAUGAGCAGCAAACAGGGGAGUUCAAGAUCGACGAAGUUACGGGAGAACUGCGAGCCAGAACCCAGCUGAAUCGCAAGAAUAGAGCCAACUACGACAUUAUUCUGGUGGCGAGAGAUGCCGGCAAUCCGCCUUUCGAAUCUCUGCGUCUUCUAAGCGUCAGCAUUGUGGAUGCGAAUGAAAACCGGCCGGAGUUCCCCGAUGCCUCAAAUCCCUACAAGGUGUCGAUCAAUGAGAACAGCGGCCGGGAUGUUAAGAUCGGUCACAUCCAGGCAGCCUCCAGGAGCAAGCACAACCGGGACAUUUUCUACUACAUGCUACUGGGUAACGAGGACGGGGCUUUCUACGUGGACAAACUAACAGGAGACAUUUACACCAACAAAAGCCUCGACCGGGAACAGACCGACUCCUACACUCUGUACAUCUUGGCCAGCAUCAAGGCGGACCUGCACAUUUCUGAAGAGGAAAGAGCCGCCUUCUCCAUCAAGACCCUGAACCGCGACAGCACUGUGGCCAAGGUGGCCAUCACUGUGCUGGAUGUGAACGAUAAUCCCCCUAUAUUUGAGAAGCUUGUAUACUAUGCCGGGGUCAAUGCCAAUGCUAAGAUGGGAGCUGCUAUUGCCCUCGUAAAUGCCACGGACGCGGACCAGGGAAAGAACGCCAAGAUCGAGUACAUGAUCGUGGCCUCCAAUCUGUACAAGUUUGGCGCCAGCAAGGCCACAGGGUCGAUUGUGCCCAGCCCGUUCGCGAUUUCGCAAGACGGCCGCAUCACUGCCAAUACCAUAAUGGCCGAGUACAACCAGGAUCACUUCGAGCUGGAGAUCAUCGCCCGCGAGAUAGAGCAACCACAGCGUUCGGCCAGCACCAAAGUCAAUAUUUGGGUAUUUGAUGGAACCCAACUGGUCCGUGUGAUUCUUUCCCGUCCCCCGGAAGAGGUCUAUCAGGAGCAGGAAGAGAUCAUAGCCGAGCUGCGCAACGCCACCCAGCAUCGCAUUAUCGUCGACGAGAUUCGUUUUCACUUAGACUCCAUUGGUCGCAUUCGCAUGGACUGGUGCGAUCUAUACUUCCAUGCGGUGGAUCCAAAAACCCAGCAAAUAGCUCCUGUUGAUGAGAUACUCAAGGAUAUAGACAGGAAUUACGACUACUUGAAGGAUUACUAUGCUGGCUUUGCCAUUGAGAACGUGGUGCCGGCCUAUAUAGCCAUUGUCCAGGAUGAGUUUGAUUUGGCCGUAGCUGGUUUGGUAGCUCUGGUCAUAGUGCUAUUCGUUGGGGUCAUCAGUUUCAUCGUUCUCUGUUGCUGCCUGAAGCACUGGAACCUUUCGGUUCCGGUGGAAACGCGACGAAAGGAGGCUCUGAUUAAAAAACAGAUUAUCGAAGACCUUAACACCACCGAGAACCCACUGUGGAUCGAACAAAAACUUAAGCUCUAUGAGGAGCAAGAGCUGACUAUGCAGGUCUUCUCGGAGCCUGAUCACAUCUCUAACUCGGAAGCGCCGGGCCAGCUGGAUCACCGCUGCCUACCGGUGGUCGACCAUGUUGGUCAGUCGGUGGAUAACACCUACGCCACCAUUCAGCCCCGAAGCAACCAGAACCGUCUCACCGGCGGUGGAGCCGGCAGUGGGUCUAUGCGCAGUGGUGGGGCUAGUGCCGGGGGUGUGGCUGGUGCCGGGUUGCUCCUGGCCCGGGUUGACCCACACAUGAACGAGUUUGCGGACUACGCCACACUGCGUAACAACCGAGCUCCUUCGCUAUACGAGUUUACGGGAUCCACAUUCCAGGCCCCCAUCCGGGACGGCGACGAUGCUGUGGCCGAGCUCAUCUAAGCCUUGUCGGGACCAGCAGAAGCUGCCCAAGGCGAUGUGUAAAUUAUGUAGUAGCUGUGUAUCGUGUAGUUUGUCGUGGUUUUUUUCGACCGAAUUGGUUCCGUUGCAUCUUUGAGUCCGCCGUUGCGUAUACACCAUCAAAUAUUCUAGACACGUACAUAGGCACUUUGAAAAUACUUAUAUAUCGACAACGUAAAUAUAUACAUAGCGUAGUUGUAACUGGUAAGCCAGCGUUUAACUAGAACCCAGGACAGAAAUUCAAGAGCCCAUAAUGGAAAUUCUCCCGCAUAAAUAAUGACAAUAAUAUAUAUGUACUAUUAUAUAUUGACAAUGUCUAGCCGUAAUGAAACGAUAUGAAUAUGUAAGAGUUACUAAUGUACGUCUGCAUUCGCAUUUGCACCUACACGGUUCAGUCUACUCGAAUAUUUCCGCGAUAUUAGUUUAAAUGACAGCCUAAGUUGUACCACUAAAAAGACUAAAUUAUUCGCUCUUCCAAUUCCGUAUUAUAUUAAGUUGGCCCGCUAACACUUAGCUCAAUAGAUUAUAGUUUAAUUAGCCAAACUUGCUCAUACUUAUAAGUUUAUAAUUUUAAGUUGGAGAGAAUUGGAAUCGUGCAACGAAUUAAGUUACCAUUGACCGCUGUCCAGGUCCUCACGGACAGAGCCAGAAACUCAUUUGUGUUUGCAUUUACAUCAAAUAUAUUAUAUAAAUAACUAA
This is a messenger RNA of Drosophila bipectinata, 7217 nucleotides long. NCBI's taxonomy places the organism in Eukaryota, Metazoa, Arthropoda, Insecta, Diptera, Drosophilidae. The record is from RefSeq and is a predicted model, not a curated record.